AUGGGUUUUCCGAUUAAUUAUCUACUCCAGCUGUUACAGUCAGUCACGUAUCACUUCCUUCCCGUUCAUGGACUGGAAGGAAAGUGUGCCUUCCCUGUGGUCCUCUUCAAAGUCUGCCAGAAGCAACAACAGUCGUUGAAACCUGCCGACAACAACAGUUCAUUGGACAACCCCUCGAUGGACAAGAACGGCAACGCCCGUCCCACUAUGGAGUCUCCCUCCACUCUUCUCCAAAACCUCAACCUCGACGGGGUCUCUGACAAGACUCUUCCUGCCAUCAUGCUUUCACCUCUUGACUCUCGUCCGUUGAUGUACCCUGCCGUGCUCUACGAGACACGAAAGAACCCUGCCGUCAUGAAGCACUCGCUGGUCGAGGCCCACGGCGAGGCAGAAGCCGAAGACGACGUGCAGCGCUCCAUGGCUAGGAGGAAAAAGAACGAGCCGCCCAUGGACAUCAACAAGAAGUGCAGCUACUGUGACAAAGUCUUCAAACGUCCUUGCGACUUCACCAAGCACGAAAAGACUCACUCCCGUCCUUGGAAGUGUCCUGUCGAAGACUGCAAAUACCACCACGUCGGAUGGCCGACCGAGAAGGAGCGUGACCGUCACGUCAACGACCGUCAUUCAGACAACCCACCUGCCUACAACUGCAUGUUUAAUCCAUGUACAUAUACCUCCAAGCGAGAGAGCAAUCUCAAGCAACACAUGGAAAAGGCUCAUGGCUGGAAAUACGUCCGGUCAAAGAAGAACGGCAAGCGUGGACAGACUCCUUCUACGUCCGAUGGAUCUCCCAAUCAGACUACUCCUCCUACUCCUUCUAUGCCAUUGACUCCCGCCAUGUCCACUCCCGUCUCUAGCCUUAGCACUGAGCUUCCGUCGCCGUCCAGCGGUCACAUGCCUUCACCUUAUUCCCAGACCAUGUCAGCUAAUGAGCCUGUCAUCUACAACGGUUCUUACGUCGAUGGCUACUCCAACAUGGCUAAUGGUCAGGCGUUCAAUUUUGCCGACCCGCCAAUGAUGACUGGUUAUGACUACUCAGACUUUCAACUCUUCCCGUCGGCCGAUCUCGACAAUAUCAGUUUGGAUCCUGUUCCUCAUUCGCAGACCGAAGACUUUACCACAUUCAACCAGGCCCUUGACGCCGGCAACACUCAUGAGUUGAUAUCGCAACCUCCGAGUGCCGACAUGACUUUGGACCAACUGGGUCAGGACCACCUCAACCCGUACUGCUUCGACAGUGAAUUCUACAGUUACCAGUCUGGGUUGGCUGAUUUUCAGCCUAACAACGGGAUGCCGGAGUUCUAA
Messenger RNA from Talaromyces marneffei, 1305 nucleotides. RefSeq lists its product as uncharacterized. NCBI's taxonomy places the organism in Eukaryota, Fungi, Ascomycota, Eurotiomycetes, Eurotiales, Trichocomaceae. The record is from RefSeq and is a predicted model, not a curated record. Gene Ontology annotation, biological process: regulation of transcription by RNA polymerase II. Bases 1 to 1305 code for a protein of 434 amino acids. Gene Ontology annotation, cellular component: nucleus. The transcript has 2 exons.